Molecule: messenger RNA, 1786 nt
Organism: Betta splendens (Siamese fighting fish)
Lineage: Eukaryota; Metazoa; Chordata; Actinopteri; Anabantiformes; Osphronemidae
Product: cytoglobin-1-like
Exons: 4
Coding region: 678-1217 (179 amino acids)
Biological process (GO): oxygen transport
Molecular function (GO): heme binding; oxygen binding; iron ion binding
Source: RefSeq, a predicted model, not a curated record
GUUCGCUCCGUUCUGGGUGAGUAACAAGAACGUUUUCCUCUUUACAGAUGUGAAUAACACAAGCAGCAUAUGGUUCCCAUCAGAUCACCGCUGCUGUAGAAUGUGUGCAUUGAGUGAAGGGGGCAACGGCUCAGCGAUAGAGCAACAGAGAACACGUCACAUAAUCUGUAUCGACGGAGCGAUUUCACAUUUUAAUUUUUACUAAAGCGUUUUUUUGAAUUCAUAUCAGCGAGGCUUUGUAAGAAAUUCAAUGUUAUCAGAGCUUAAUCUCCCCGCUGUCCUGGAGCGUUGACUCUGGAGGUCAAAGUGCGCUUCUUUAUCUUAUUUUGACAUCAUAAUCUUGCAUUGCAUUCAUGCACACAAGUUCCAUGUACACAUCUGACUCCCCUCUUAGGGAUUUGUGGUCUAUCUCAUCAUGUUUUCAUCACACACCAACUACAGUAUAAAGGUGAAGGUGGGUAGAGGGAGAAAGGAGAGAGAGGGACGGGAAGGCGAGUGGAGCAGAGAGCGAGUGCUGAGGCUCCUCCUCGUUCGCUGCUCGCCUUUUUUCAGCCCGCGCUCCACUCACACUCUCGCUCAGCAGAGAGUCAGUGGAAGAGAGCAACGGGAGGCAGCGGAGCAGCUCGACUCGCUUUCCCCCAUUCACCAAGUGACACAAGGAAUAGCUGUGUUUUCAGAUGGAGAGCGUGCAGGGAAACAGGGACGUGGACCACGUGGAGCGGCCGAGCCCGCUCACUGACGAGGAGAGGAUGAUGAUCCAGGAGUCCUGGAGCUCAGUGUACGAGAGCUGCGACGACGUCGGGGUGGCCAUCCUCAUCAGGCUCUUCGUCAACUUCCCCUCGGCCAAGCAGUACUUCAGCCAGUUCCGGCACAUGGAGGAGCCGGAGGAGCUGGAGCGCAGCGCCCAGCUCAGGAAGCACGCCCACAGGGUCAUGAGCGCCCUCAACACGCUGGUGGAGAGCCUGGAGGACGCGGACAAGGUGGCGUCGGUGCUGCAGGUGGUGGGAAAGGCCCACGCGCUGCGGCACAAGGUGGAGCCCGUCUACUUCAAGAUCCUGAGCGGCGUGAUCCUGGAGGUGCUGGCGGAGGUGUUCCCUCAGGUGGUGACAGCGGACGUGGGCGCAGCGUGGACCAAGCUCCUGGCCACCGUCUACUUCUACAUCACCGCCGUGUACGAGGAGGUGGGCUGGACCGAGCUCCCGGCCUCCACCGGGUGAGGAGCCCGGCCCGCGCCGGCCCGGAGAGCCGGGGUCUCAGCCGUCGCCUCGCAGAGAAAACGGAUCAGUGUAAUCUGGAAAUGUAAUCUACUGUAAACUAAGAUUAUUGCGGGCUAUGGAACAUACACACUUAAUGUAGUCAACAAGAACAGGCGUCAACAAGUGUGUGUGUGUGUGUGUGUGUGUGAGAGAGAGGUUAAAACAUUAAAAGCUCUACACUUUGUUUUUCUAUCUCAUAAAGGACCAAACCAUUUAUGUAAAUGAGAGAGUAAAUAGGAAGAGAACGCUAUAAUAAAGUUACAGUGGACAAGAGGUCACAUUUGACUUGGAUGUGCCUUCUAGGAAAUAUCUGUGUGUAGGAACUGCCAUUUAAAUACCAUUCUUUCUAAAUAUCAAGUGAUGUUCUCCCUGAUAUUUUUCCUGUAAUCCGUUUGUGUCAGUCAUUCUGAGCAUACAGGUCAUUUUUACAUUUCCAACAGUUACUUGUAAUUAUUGUGUGAACCAUUUCUUGUCCCUUUGUAUCUGUAUUUACCCUGAAUUUGAAUAAAAAAACGCAUAAACCCCUGUGA